CUCUCCUUUAUACAAACCAUGACGUAUGAAGGUGCGCACAUUUGCAUGCGUCAUAAACGGGACGCGUGACGGAAUAACGUCACUGUAAAUAGCGCUACCUUUACCUAUUGACCUAGCCUGCUUCACUCCACCCACAUUUAAAAAUACAAUAUCGCGGCAACACGGUACAUUGUGGGAAUCGCAGAUCCCCGUGGAAUGAGUGGGAUCACCUUUGAUCGUUGCAGGACAAAUAGACUGCAAACAUAAACACUGAUAAAUGCUUCUAAGACGUACAUUAUCACGUAUUUCCCAAUUAGUGUGCCAUUUAAAGGCCAGCUGAGCAGUGGAAUAGUGAACAGUAGACACGAAAAAUGGAUUCCAAUGUCGUCGCUGCUUGUGUUUCUGUUGUGAGGAGCAACCAUCAGAUCAUCAGGAGGAAGGCUCGGCUGAGGAGACUAAUGAUCUUGUGCAGCCAGGAUUACACACCGAUCUAUGCGACCCCCAAAAUCAGGGUGCCUCUGAUGGAACGGUACCUGGACCCUAACCAAGCUCUACGCCCAGACUACAUGCUGUCCAGGACCUCCUUGGAGGCACUCAUGGACCUGCUCAGGAGGGAGAAGACGCACGGUUGGGGGCAAGAAGUGGAGGUACUCAUGGCAAUAUACUGGCUAGCACACGGACUGUCGUACCGGGUAGUGUCUCGCGCGUUUGACAUGCCGAGCUCUACCGUGUGCGACAUUGUCCACCGCGUGUGCGAUGCCAUUUUGACCCUCCUAGAGAGCGUUAUUAGGUUCCCCCUCCCGGCAGAGUGUGCGGAAGUGGGGCGCGGCUUCCAACAUCUGGCCGGCAGUCCUGCCUUCAGCCGCUGCGUUGGAGCUAUUGACGGGUGUCACAUCCGCAUCAAGGCCCCCCUUCCUGGAACGGCCUCAGAAUACCUGAACAGGAAGCAGUUCCACAGCAUCCUGCUCCAGGCGAUCUGUGACAGCACCGGCAAAUUCCUGGACGUGUUCGUCGGUUACCCUGGGUCAGUGCAUGACACCACGGUGCUGAAAAACAGUCCGGUGUUUGUUGGUGCCGUCUACCCACAUCCUGGCUAUUUCAUUGUGGGGGAUGGGGGAUAUCCGUGCACCAGUGCGCCAAUAACACUCCUCACCCCCUACCGUGAGCCAUCGAGGGGACCCGUGGAGGCCCGCUUCAACAUCCAUCACGCCAAGGCCCGCGUCAUCAUCAAGAAGGCCUUCAGCAUGAUGAAGACCAGAUGGAAAGGGAUCUUCUUCAAAGCUCUAGAACUGAGUACCACCUUCGCUCCAAAGGUUGUGGCAGUAUGUGCCGUCCUCCACAACCUUGCAGUCACUAAUGGCGAUGACCUGGACCCAGCUGAAGGAGAUCCCUUGCCUCCACCUGAUCCACAACCUCCUGAGCUGGACGACGAAGAAGGGGGUUGCAUUCUCAGAGAUGGAUUGGCAGCACAAGUGUCUGCCGCCCGCCAGUGCUCUCCUUGCCUUCAAGACCACGAUUAUAACUGAUGGUUGUUCCUCUGUUGUUUUUUUGUUUUGCGUAAUAGUAUAUUUAUUUACAAGUUUUAUUUAAUAAACCAUUCACUGGUUCAUUCAUUCUCUUUUCUUAACUACCAGAACCCAUGGUGAAGGAAUUGUGUAGGAGACCAACAAUGGGGUGUUGCACAAUAGCUUAAGAUCUCUGCAAAUAUUAUGCCUUAGCUAGUUCUUAUUUAUUGCAAAACUAGAUUAUUUGAGGGCAAUCUAUGGUCCUGAUGUGACGUGUGACCUUAUUUUACCCAUAGCAGGAUACUUGCUAGUGAAGGGCUGUUUUGGGCCCAGGUCUCACUAGAUGGAAUGGGAGUUAUUGUCUGUUCACAUGUGCAAAAUUCAUGAGUCAAACAGGGAGAUAAUGCAUUAUGAGUCCUGCUAAGAGGAGGAAUGCAGCAUUGUAUUGUCAGUAAAGCAAACUGUAAGCAACCAGUCCCAAUGUUAUGUUCAAUGGUCAAUAUCAUGUCAGAAUCACUUGUAGGUCUAAUUGCAUUACAAAAUCCCAAUUUAUUUCAUUUUAAGGCUUACGGUUGUUUACUUACUUCCUGACUCCAAUGACGAUGCACUGUUUGCAACAUGAUGCACAUGGCUGUAAGUACCUGUACAUAUUACUGUGCGUUAUUGGCAGAUCUGCGCUGUAUUGCAAAUGUUACCAACCAUGAGGUGCUCUGCUAUGCAGGUACUGGCAGAAAUAAACAAGAAUUUACAGG
Molecule: messenger RNA, 2236 nt
Organism: Fundulus heteroclitus (mummichog)
Lineage: Eukaryota; Metazoa; Chordata; Actinopteri; Cyprinodontiformes; Fundulidae
Product: putative nuclease HARBI1
Exons: 3
Coding region: 351-1505 (384 amino acids)
Source: RefSeq, a predicted model, not a curated record